Messenger RNA from Cuscuta europaea, 1443 nucleotides. NCBI's taxonomy places the organism in Eukaryota, Viridiplantae, Streptophyta, Magnoliopsida, Solanales, Convolvulaceae. The record is from the annotation of a GenBank genome assembly.
GGGAGUGUGGGAUUAAUUAAUGUACAUUUUUGCUAAUUCAAAAGGCAGAUAAAUGCGUCUUGUCGUCUUGGAUGAAGAACCAUAACAAAAUUUCCUCUGUAUGAGAUGACCGGAAAGUCUGAUGACGUGAACUGCAAUUUCCGGCUCCAGAUGUUGGGGGUUCUCAUAUAAUCGUGAACGGGAGACAAAUGCAUGACCAUUUGCCCAGAGAUGUCUUGAUCAGCAUACUCUCCAGGCUCCCCGUCGGCACCCUUCUGCGGUGCAUCGCCGUCUGCAAAUCAUGGUACGCCCUGAUCUCCAGCCCCCUUUUCAUUUCCGAAAACCUCCAUUUAGGUCCCGAAAAUACCCACCUUUUACUUAGAUACUGCGUAGGAGAGGGGGUGACCGAGAAGCACCAGAGUUAUGAGUUGUUCCGGGAUGAUAAUCAUACAUUUGAAAGGUGCAGAAAGUUGGACUUCCCUUUUACUAGUGUGAACAGUUUUUAUCGGAUUGUGGGUUCUUGCAAUGGGCUGAUUUGUUUGACAGAUGACAUGGGUGAAGAUGAUCUUACUGCCAUUCUAUGGAACCCUUCAAUUAGAAAAUCGGUUACCCUUCCUGAACCUAGGGUUACAUUUACUUCGCAUGGGGCUUUUAGCCAUACCCACGGGUUUGGGUAUGAUCCAUUAACCAAUGAUUACAAGGUUGUUAGGAUUGUGAACAUCUCCUUUAAUGAGCUACCGCCACUGGUUGAGCUCUAUGAGUUGAGUAAAGGAAGGUGGAGAGAUAUUAGUCACAAGGCAACUGGGGUUUGCUAUCCUUUAGGGGACUCAAUACCUGCUGCUUUGGUUGGUGGGAUUGUUCAUUGGGCAGCAAUGGAUGAAGACUUCAGGAAUUCUGUUUUGUCUUUUGAUAUGAGUAAGGAGGUGUUUGGCGAGAUCUUGGUACCUGAUAGCGUGGCAACUGCAAGUUUGAGAUAUUUUACAGAUUUGAGAGUUGGAACUUACAAGGAGUCGCUUGCCUUUUUUGUGCAGAGUACGUACGGGACCAACCCAUAUUGUUGUGUAUGGGUUAUGAAAGAGUAUGGGAAUGUUCAGUCGUGGACUCAGAUAUUCUCCAUCAAUCAUCUUCGUCUGGGAUUCCAGUUGCUUGUUGGUUUCAGGAAAACUGGUGAAGCUUUAUUUGUUGAUCGCGACAAAUGCUUAGUUCUUUUUCAUCACGAGGAACAGUUGAUCGAGUAUCUUGAUAUAUGUGGGUCAUACUUGCAUGCUUUCUAUGCAAGCACAUACAGAGAGAGCCUCGUUUUUCUGGACAAAGAUACAGGACGUUCUGAUAUUGAUACUGCCCAGGACAUUUGGAUUAGGCGCAACUCUGAAGAUGUUGCUGAUGAGUGUACACACUAUCGUGAAACAUCUAGGAACAGAGAAGAUGGAAAGGGAAAAGGCAAACUAACAUAUAAGUCGAAAG